Colletotrichum navitas is the source of this 704-nucleotide messenger RNA. RefSeq lists its product as uncharacterized. Lineage: Eukaryota; Fungi; Ascomycota; Sordariomycetes; Glomerellales; Glomerellaceae. The coding region runs from base 145 to 621 and encodes 158 amino acids. The record is from RefSeq and is a predicted model, not a curated record. The transcript has a single exon.
CGAAUUAGAUGGGACGGGAGGAGAGGCUGAGUUGAUGAUGAUUUGUAUAACUUUCUAUUCUGCGAUUUGCUUUGAUUAUGCAACAACACAUUAAUAGUUUGGGGCGCUAUACUUAUCUCGAAGAAAGAGGGGCGGGGCGGGUAUAUGCACUUCAAACAGAGAGGAAAUUCGACAUUAUGCGCAUUCGUUUCGCGAAAAUGUCAGCUUACCUACUUCCGCGUCCCUUUCCCCGUUCAUUGCCUUGCUACCUACGCCUCGCCCAACGCGUCUGUCUUAUGCAGGGUGGUGUUAUGGCACAGCACCGGGAGGGAGAUGGGGGAUGCAGCAGCGAUCUUCGUUGCUGGGGAACAGCGUGGAGUGGUCAGCCAAGGUUGCUGCUCUGUCUGCAGCAACCCCCGUCCCACCGUGCCGCUAUUUGCCCACUGUAGCAUUCACAAAGGGAUGGUGUGCGUGUGUCCCGAUGCGGCCUUGAUGCGGCACUGCGUUUUGUUUGCUUUGCAGAAGGGUCUCAAUGGUGUUGGUAUUGGUGUUGAUGUUGAUGUUGAUGCUGCCUUGCCCCUGUACCUGUGGGGCUGGGCUGUGCGCAGACCAGACAUGGGAAAGCAACCGAAUUCCGGCUGAACCAGACAUCUAACUGAGAACAGUCCGUCCCAUGCAAUCAGUCAGUCCACAGCAAAUGAGAGAGAGGGAAAAACCUGGGGUGG